Molecule: messenger RNA, 8055 nt
Organism: Drosophila simulans
Lineage: Eukaryota; Metazoa; Arthropoda; Insecta; Diptera; Drosophilidae
Gene: mam
Product: neurogenic protein mastermind
Exons: 7
Coding region: 811-5625 (1604 amino acids)
Biological process (GO): chromosome segregation; positive regulation of transcription by RNA polymerase II; Notch signaling pathway
Cellular component (GO): nuclear speck; chromosome, centromeric region; chromatin
Molecular function (GO): transcription coactivator activity
Source: RefSeq, a predicted model, not a curated record
AGCGUCAUCGAUGUUUUCCCAGCCAUCGUUCCACCACUAGCGCCUCUCAAAACAACAAAAAAACAGCGGCAGUCGGACGCGGUUUUUAUCGUCGAGCGCGGUUUCUUUGUUUUAGCGCUCGAAAAUUGUCGAGAACUCUCGUAAAAAAUACACUGUACCAAAUAACUAAGUAGUGCAUGCUAAUUGAACAAGCAAAUGAGUUAAAGGUGUAUAUUAUAGUGAAAAGAAGUCAAACAUAACCGAUUUUGUUGGCGGCUUUCUUUUAUUUUCGUUCAGAUACCGUGUUUAAUUUCUCCAGUUUUAUGCAAACACAUGAAUAACAUAACAGUGGAAAUUUCUAACAGUGCAUUGUGAGAUAAAAUUGGAUUAAAAGUCAAAGCAUUGGAUAAAUGCUAAGUUGAAAUAACAACACAAAUAAGGGCAAAUCAAAGGAAAUCAAAAUCAAGUUGGAUUAUCAGCACAGCUUCUGGGUAAGACUUGCCACAGGAUGUGGACUUGGUUUUCUUGUGGCUGCUUUCACCUGCCGCAGCAGCGAUAUUCCUAACACCUCUCCGCGUAGAAUAGGCAUUUCCGGUCGUGCAGCGCGGAAACAGCAAUAGCAGCAGCAGCAGCAGCAGCAGCAAUCAGCAGCGCUGCUAGCAACAUCGGACGAUAUCAGAUAUAGACAACCUAUAUACACAUAUAUAUUUAUUCGCCGCCGCUGUCGCCGCCUUGUUCUUCGCGAUUUCGUCGCCGUCAGCGUUCGUCGCCGACUGAGACGAAAGCUGCGAAGCAACGAGCGCCAGCGAAAGCCUCACCACGGACGCAUUUAUGGAUGCGGGCGGCCUGCCAGUUUUUCAGAGCGCCAGCCAAGCAGCCGCCGUCGCCCAGCAGCAGCAACAGCAGCAGCAGCAGCAACAACAGCAGCAACAUUUGAAUCUCCAGUUGCAUCAGCAACACUUGGGCCUCCAUCUGCAGCAGCAACAGCAGCUGCAACUGCAACAGCAGCAGCACAAUGCCCAGGCGCAGCAGCAGCAGCAGAUCCAAGUGCAGCAGCAGCAGCAGCAGCAACAACAGCAGCAGCAGCAGCAGCAGCAACACUCGCCCUACAAUGCCAACCUGGGAGCAACAGGCGGCAUUGCUGGAAUCACUGGCGGCAACGGAGCUGGCGGCCCUGCGAAUCCAGGAGCGAUACCCAACGCUCCGUGCGACACUAUGCCCACCAAGCGGAUGCCGGUCGUCGAUCGGCUGCGACGCCGCAUGGAGAACUACCGCCGCCGGCAGACGGAUUGCGUGCCACGCUAUGAACAGGCCUUCAAUACCGUCUGUGAGCAGCAAAACCAGGAGACCACCGUCCUCCAGAAGCGCUUCCUCGAGAGCAAGAACAAGCGGGCGGCCAAGAAGACCGACAAGAAGCUGCCCGAUCCCUCGCAGCAGCAUCAGCAGCAGCAGCAGCAGCACCAACAGCAGCAGCAGCACCAGCAGCAUCAGCAACAUCAGCAACACCAGCAGGCCCAGACCAUGUUAGCCGGACAGCUGCAGAGCAGUGUUCAUGUGCAACAAAAAUUCCUGAAACGACCCGCGGAGGAUGUUGACAAUGGCCCUGACAGCUUUGAACCGCCGCACAAGUUGCCUAAUAAUAACAACAAUAGCAAUAGCAACAACAACAACGGCAAUGCGAAUGCCAACAACGGCGGCAACAACAAUGGCUCCAAUACCGGCAACAACACGAACAACAACGGCAACAGCACCAACAACAACGGCGGCAGCAACAACAACGGCUCUGAGAAUCUAACCAAAUUCUCGGUGGAAAUUGUUCAGCAACUGGAGUUCACCACAUCGGCGGCCAAUUCGCAACCGCAACAGAUUAGCACUAAUGUCACUGUAAAGGCGCUGACCAACACAUCGGUGAAGAGUGAACCAGGUGUGGGCGGUGGCGGAGGGGGCGGCGGUGGUGGCGGUAGCGGUAACAACAACAACAACGGAGGCGGGGGAGGCGGCGGAAACGGUAACAACAACAACGGAGGUGAUCAUCACCAGCAACAGCAGCAGCACCAGCAGCAGCAGCAGCAACAAGGCGGCGGACUGGGUGGCCUCGGGAAUAAUGGAAGGGGCGGGGGACCCGGCGGCAUGGCCACGGGUCCCGGGGGCGUGUCCGGCGGCCUUGGCGGCAUGGGCAUGCCACCCAACAUGAUGUCCGCCCAACAGAAGUCGGCACUGGGCAAUCUGGCCAAUUUGGUGGAGUGCAAACGGGAACCGGAUCACGAUUUCCCCGAUCUCGGCUCAUUGGACAAGGAUGGUGGUGGCGGACAAUUUCCGGGCUUUCCCGAUCUACUCGGGGAUGAUAACUCGGAGAACAACGACACGUUCAAGGAUCUCAUCAACAACCUGCAGGACUUCAAUCCCAGUUUCCUCGAUGGCUUCGAUGAGAAACCGCUGCUGGACAUAAAGACGGAGGAUGGCAUCAAGGUGGAGCCGCCCAAUGCCCAGGAUCUGAUCAAUAGCCUGAAUGUGAAGUCCGAGGGCGGUUUGGGCCAUGGUUUCGUUGGCUUUGGCCUGGGUCUGGACAACCCGAGCAUGAAGAUGCGUGGCGGCAAUCCUGGCAACCAAGGCGGCUUUCCCAAUGGUCCAAAUGGCGGGACAGGUGGUGCUCCCAAUGCAGGUGGUAAUGGUGGAAACUCUGGUAAUCUCAUGUCCGAACAUCCUCUGGCUGCUCAGACACUCAAGCAAAUGGCCGAGCAGCAUCAGCACAAGAAUGCCAUGGGCGGCAUGGGAGGAUUCCCACGACCGCCGCACGGCAUGAAUCCGCAGCAACAGCAGCAGCAGCAACAACAGCAACAGCAGCAGCAACAGGCCCAGCAGCAACAUGGUCAAAUGAUGGGACAAGGACAGCCGGGUCGCUAUAACGACUACGGCGGCGGCUUCCCGAAUGACUUUGGCCUGGGACCCAAUGGUCCGCAGCAGCAGCAGCAGGCGCAGCAACAGCAGCCGCAGCAGCAACACCUGCCGCCGCAGUUCCACCAGCAAAAGGGUCCUGGCCCAGGAGCCGGCAUGAAUGUGCAGCAAAAUUUCCUGGACAUCAAGCAGGAGCUAUUCUAUUCCUCUCAAAACGAUUUCGAUCUCAAGCGUCUGCAGCAGCAGCAGGCCAUGCAGCAGCAGCAGCAGCAACACCAUCAGCAACAGCAGCAGCAGCAGCCCAAAAUGGGUGGUGUGCCCAAUUUCAACAAACAACAGCAGCAGCAACAGGUGCCGCAGCAGCAACUGCAGCAGCAGCAGCAGCAGCAACAACAGCAGCAGCAGCAGCAGCAGUACUCACCCUUCAGCAACCAGAACCCAAAUGCGGCGGCCAACUUCCUCAAUUGCCCGCCAAGGGGCGGUCCAAAUGGCAACCAGCAGCCGGGCAAUCUGGCGCAGCAGCAACAGCAACCCGGGGGUGGACCGCAGCAGCAGCAGCAGCGCGGCAACGCCGGCAAUGGGCAGCAGAACAAUCCGAAUGCCGGACCCGGCGGCAACACUCCAAAUGCGCCGCAGCAGCAGCAGCAAUCGACCACCACAACGCUGCAGAUGAAGCAGACGCAGCAGUUGCACAUUAGCCAGCAGGGUGGCGGUGCCCAUGGUAUUCAGGUGUCGGCUGGUCAGCAUCUGCAUUUGAGUGGCGACAUGAAGAGCAACGUCUCGGUGGCCGCCCAGCAAGGUGUCUUCUUCAGUCAGCAGCAGGCGCAACAGCAACAGCAGCAGCAGCAACAGCCCGGCGGCACCAACGGACCGAAUCCCCAGCAGCAGCAGCAACAGCCGCAUGGCGGCAACGCGGGCGGUGGCGUGGGCGUUGGCGUGGGCGUGGGUGUGGGCAAUGGUGGUCCUAAUCCCGGACAGCAGCAGCAACCAAAUCAAAACAUGAGCAAUGCAAAUGUUCCCUCCGAUGGCUUCUCGCUCUCCCAGAGCCAAAGCAUGAACUUCAACCAGCAGCAGCAGCAACAGGCGGCGGCCCAGCAGCAGCAGGUGCAGCCCAACAUGCGCCAGCGUCAGACGCAAGCGCAGGCAGCGGCUGCAGCGGCGGCAGCAGCGGCGCAGGCGCAGGCGGCGGCCAAUGCCAGCGGACCGAAUGUGCCGCUCAUGCAGCAGCCGCAGGUGGGAGUGGGCGUAGGCGUCGGCGUUGGCGUGGGUGUGGGCAAUGGAGGCGUGGUCGGUGGACCCGGUUCCGGCGGACCCAACAACGGUGCAAUGAAUCAGAUGGGCGGACCCAUGGGCGGCAUGCCGGGCAUGCAGAUGGGUGGACCCAUGAACCCGAUGCAGAUGAAUCCCAACGCUGCCGGUCCGACCGCCCAGCAGAUGAUGAUGGGCAGCGGCGCUGGCGGACCGGGUCAGGUUCCGGGACCUGGUCAAGGACCAAAUCCGAAUCAAGCCAAGUUCCUGCAGCAGCAGCAGAUGAUGCGCGCCCAGGCGAUGCAGCAACAGCAGCAGCACAUGUCUGGAGCACGACCACCACCGCCCGAGUACAAUGCCACCAAGGCGCAGUUGAUGCAGGCGCAGAUGAUGCAGCAAACAGUGGGCGGCGGUGGUGUCGGGGUAGGUGGUGUUGGUGUAGGCGUAGGCGUGGGAGGAGUCGGUGGUGCCAACGGUGGCCGCUUCCCGAACAGCGCUGCCCAGGCGGCGGCCAUGCGGCGCAUGACCCAACAGCCCAUACCGCCAUCCGGUCCGAUGAUGCGACCACAGCAUGCGAUGUACAUGCAGCAACAUGGAGGAGCAGGCGGUGGCCCAAGAACCGGCAUGGGUGUGCCCUAUGGUGGCGGAGCAGGCGGUCCAAUGGGCGGUCCGCAGCAGCAGCAGAGGCCGCCUAAUGUCCAGGUUACGCCCGAUGGCAUGCCCAUGGGUUCGCAGCAGGAGUGGCGGCACAUGAUGAUGACACAGCAGCAGACGCAAAUGGGCUUCGGUGGACCAGGACCAGGUGGACCCAUGCGGCAGGGACCCGGUGGAUUUAAUGGAGGCAACUUUAUGCCCAAUGGUGCACCCAAUGGUGCAGCGGGCAGUGGACCCAACGCUGGCGGCAUGAUGUCCGGCCCCAAUGUGCCGCAAAUGCAGCUGACCCCAGCCCAGAUGCAACAGCAACUGAUGCGCCAACAGCAGCAGCAGCAGCAACAGCAACAGCAGCAGCAGCAGCACAUGGGACCUGGUGCCGCCAACAACAUGCAGAUGCAGCAACUGCUCCAGCAGCAGCAAUCCGGAGGCGGUGGCAACAUGAUGGCCAGCCAGAUGCAGAUGACCAGCAUGCACAUGACCCAGACCCAGCAGCAGAUCACCAUGCAGCAGCAGCAGCAGUUCGUGCAGAGCACCACCACGACCACGCACCAGCAGCAGCAGAUGAUGCAAAUGGGUCCAGGGGGCGGUGGUGGCGGCGGCGGGCCGGGAUCGGCCAACAACAACAAUGGUGGCGGCGGUGGCGGUGCAGCGGGCGGAGGCAACUCCGCGUCGACAAUUGCCAGUGCCAGUUCCAUUAGCCAGACGAUCAACUCGGUGGUGGCCAACUCGAAUGAUUUCGGUCUCGAAUUCUUGGACAACCUGCCCGUGGACAGCAACUUCUCCACGCAGGAUCUGAUCAACUCCCUCGACAACGACAACUUCACUCUGCAGGACUUCAAUAUGCCGUAGAUAAUUGUCGGUAACCACUCAAACACCACCUCCAGCCAGCACCAAACACAACCACCAUCACCACCAUAACCACCACGAUGUUGCCUCAGUUUUGUUUAGAUUUUUUUAUUUUGUUGCCUCUUGUUGUUAUUGGCCUGGACAGCCGAACCCAACCGACCCGACCUGACGCCCAACCGCCCCACACGGCCCCGCCCCCUUGUUCCUGCCAACGAAGUUAUUUUGUUUGUUAUAUGUGUGUGAAUUUAUUCCUAAGCUAAGUUCGUUCGUCUAUGUACUCUAAUUUCGUGGGCUCCACUGUAUUGUAUUGUAUUGUAUUGUAUUUUAUCGUAUUUGUAUGUAUUAUUAGAGCUGUUCCCAAGGUCCAAGGCGAGCGGCCACUGGGCGUGGCAGCGGCGAGAGUUCGCAAAAGACAUUCCAUAUGCAGCGGUCGAACGAAGGAAUUAGGGAAAUUCGAGAAAGUAUUUGCAAGUACUUUGAAAACAAUCGAACAGAUUUCAAAUUCUCAUACACCGAUACAGAUACAGAUACUACAGACUCGUUGUGCAACUUAAGCACUUGUACUUAAUGCAAAUUUGUAGUGCCACGCCCAGCGGAUUGCACGCCCCAUUUCGUUUGAUUACUUAAGCAAAAACCAGAUGAAAUGAUGGAAGCAAACACAAAAAGAACCAACAACAAAACAAAAUCGAAAAACAAAACACAAAAUAGUUGUACAUUUUAUAUUGUAUUUAAUUUAAUUUAAUUUUUAUAAAAACAAAAUCGACAAACUAAGAGAAACAAACAAAAAAGCAAAAGAAAACAAAAACGAAAAAAAAUGGGAAAACAGAUCGAGAAACUGUCAGAAUAAAGAGCAAAAAUAUUGGUGAUAUUUUAAAUGCUUAAACACAAAUUGAGAAAUAAGCGAAUCAAAUGAGAAAACAACAAAAAGCGAAGACCACAAAGCAUAGUGAAAGCGAAGAAAUUUUUAAAAAAAAGCGGCAUAAAUUUGAGAAUGAGAAGCAGUUAUUAUUAUUAUAUUAUAAUUAUUAUUGUACAUUAAUUUUUUAGACGAGUUCAUUUUUAAAUGGAAUUUUAAACGCGGAGCAACAGUGCGAGAAAUGCGCAAACAAAACAUAUUUAAAAAAUAUACACUAUAUAUUAUGCGUAGUUUUUGGUAGUGAAACGUAAUUAGUAGUUUGUUAAAUAAAUUGAUAUACACCCAGAAAUACAUAAUAUACAAAUCAUAUGUAUGCGAUCCGAUAUAUUUGAUUACUGUAAAAGCAGCGCUAACAAUUUACGAGUAUAUAAUUAGUCCAUAAGUCGCCACAAAAUGUUUGAGGAGCUAAGCGGAGAUCGAAAUUUAUAUUUACUACAUGCGCCUGGCCGCAUUACCAAGUGAUGCCAUGCCAAGCCUAGCCACGCCCACACAAAUGAGGAGGAGGACGAACAAUAUUAGAGCAAACAAAAAUGAAAUCGCGAAAAGAAGAGCAAAUGAAAAUGCCAGAGAUUCCAGCAAUGAAAUUAUUGUACGACAACUAAUUAGAGCAAUUCCAUAAGUCCGUAAGUUAGACGACACGUUCAGUUGAGGCCAUAGAAAUUUUUGAAUCAAUCGGGCACAGUGGUUGCCACUUCCACAAUUAUAUAGUAACAGACAGCUCACAGCCAUUUUUGCAGAGUUUACAUACAUACAUUAAUUAGGAUCAGCAGCAACAAAUCCAUAGCACACACGCCUAGCAAAAAAAAAUAUAUAAUAAAUUUAAUGAAAAGUAUUUAAGCCGCAGACAAACAAACGAUUAAAACCUAACAAAAUUUACUAUUACAAUUAUAAAUGAAUAAAAUACGCGAAUUGUAGUUUGUAAUUAAUGCUAAAGAUACGAAGUAAAAAUUUGUUUAUAACUAUUAUAUACCGCAAAUUAUAUAUACACUAUUAUUACUAUAUACAAUAUGGCAUAUUAUUAUUACAUUUAUAUAUAUAUACAUAUAUAUAUAUUUCACCAUUCAAACAAAAUAGCGAGCAAAGUCGUUAGGUGUUCAGAUGCCGCCUCGCUAUGCAGUUCCAUUGAUCAGUUUCCCCGCGAAACUAUUGGCCAAUCACGACGAGAUGCAGCAGCAAUCCGAACUUGAUAUCAAUUAACAAGAAAGCAACCAGCUGCCAGCGGCAAACCAUAGCAUACCACCAUACCAUGUUUACCAUCUCGAAACUUUAAAUUGCAAUGCUUUAAAGCCUGAUCGGAUUUUCGGGCAAGAGUAAAAUCGAUUUGGUCAGCCGUGUGGUUGGUUUUCCAUUUGAUUAGCCGGAUGUAUUGGUGCGCCAGCCUUCUGUUUGCCGUUUUGUUGUUCUCCGAGAUUGAACGAAAUGUUGGGAAGCAAAAACAAACAUUUACAGAUGUUCUUUUACGAUUAAAAAAGGAAACUAAAAAAAUAAAAUAGAAAAAUAUUACUUUUGUAAAUAAA